GACUGGCACGUUGCAAAUGUAACAUAUUGUUCUGUUGCAGAUAUUAUCGUUCUUAUUACUCCAACAUGACAUAUUUAACUUCAUGGGAAGAGUUUUCCAAAGCAGCUGAACGUUUAUACUUGAAUGACCCACAAAAGUGCAGGUUCGUUAUUAAGUACAGACAUUGUGAUGGGAAAUUGAAUGUGAAGAUUACAGAUGACCAUGUGUGCUUUCAAUACAGAACAGAACAUGCUCAAGAUGUGAAGAAAUUGGAAAAACUGACAAAUCAGCUUAUGAGGCACAUGGCAUCAAAAGAAAAAUCAUAAUACAUGUACUGUUCUACAGAUACAUAUGUGUUGUGUUGAAUGUUGUAAAUAAGUGUAAAUGAUAGACAGAUAUACAGAAACAAGAAACAUGUUGUAAGUGUAAAAUAAACUGUAUGAAAGGAAUUGAAAUCUUUUGUGAAAUAUACAUUAUUCUGGAUAUUGUAUCAAACUUACAAUAACGCAAUGAAUAUAAAAAAAAAAUAUGUAAUACAUGUAUACAUGUAUUGUUUUUGUAUGACAAUUUGUUUAUUAUUCAGAUGAAAAGGUUCAUGCAAAAUUGUAUAUCACAUGAUAUUGAUGUAAAUCAUUUGAACCACUUUUUUUUUGUGUUUGGAGAAAUUAAACUCCAAGAUAUGUAUACUGUACAAUGCAUUUUGUGGGGUUCAAAAUUAUAGGUAGAAGUUUUAUCAGGUCUCCAAUUUGUACAUACAUUUUGUAGUUUCGUCUUAAUAUAUUAUCUUAGAUGUAUACAUGGAUAAUGCAUUUGAGGAGAGAAUUGUGUGCUAUUGAGUAAUAGUGUUAGCAGUGUAAAAGCGAAUGAUAUGAUUACAGUUAUGGAUAGUGACUGAUGGAAAAUAAAAUACUUGAAAAUAAAAUACAAGUUUAAAAAAAAAAAUUUCUAUUAUUAAUUGAAACCAUUAUGCAUAAUUACAUUAAAAUUUCUUUA
Molecule: messenger RNA, 972 nt
Organism: Saccostrea echinata
Lineage: Eukaryota; Metazoa; Mollusca; Bivalvia; Ostreida; Ostreidae
Product: signal recognition particle 9 kDa protein-like
Exons: 3
Coding region: 66-305 (79 amino acids)
Biological process (GO): SRP-dependent cotranslational protein targeting to membrane; negative regulation of translational elongation
Cellular component (GO): signal recognition particle, endoplasmic reticulum targeting
Molecular function (GO): 7S RNA binding
Source: RefSeq, a predicted model, not a curated record